ACAUCAACUUCUAAUACUUAUUUGACUGGACGUGUCUGUACGGCAACCUCUAUCAACCCGCUUUUUCGAGUCUUUUAGUUUUUAAGUUUUAGUUUAGUGUUUAGCAGCCAUGGCUGUUCUCAGGAUAACAGCCAUGCUCCUCAUCUGUGGUGCCAGUAGUUACGCCCUCCCGGCGGCUAGUCUAAGUUCCCCCGCGAAUCUCAACACGCAGAAUUCCAUCCAGUCCCGGGACGAUGUUUUCGACAUCUACAGUGACUGCAUCAACAAGGGUUCCGCCUCGUGUAUUAAAUAUAAGUUGUUCUCGUUCGUAGAUAAGAUCCUUAGCAAAGAUUCCUUCAGUUUGACCGAGGGUGUGACCGUUGUCAAGACCGCCAACGCCAACGGCUUCAGCGAUGGUGCACCCAGGUCCCUGGAAAGUGAGACCAAGUCGGACGACUUGGAGAGCAUGUUCCUUAACAGGGUGGAAUCCUUCCUCAAAACCCACUCGCUCAAAGUUGACCUCCGGGGUAGUGAUGUUUUGAACGCCGUCAACUCGGCCGGCAGGGCCUUCGGUGACGACGCCUCUUACGAUGACUCUGAUGCCCAGGAAACUGGAAGGAAGAAAGUCAAGAAAGCCGGCAAGACCCUUCUGCCUCUUCUGAUGCUCCUGAAGAUGAAAUUGGCCGCCCUGAUCCCAUUCGCUCUUGGUGCCAUCGCCCUGAUCGCCGGUAAAGCUCUGCUCAUCGGUAAGAUCGCCCUCCUCCUCUCAGCCAUCAUCGGACUCAAGAAGCUGUUGUCCCACCAGAAGACUGUGACGUAUGAGAUCGUCUCUCACCCACACCACGCUCCCGCCCACGACCACCACGGACACGAAUCCUUCUCCUCGUCAGGUGCUGACGCCGGAGGCUACGGUGGUGGUGGCCACGGAGGCUGGGGCAGAAGCGCCCAAGGACAAGACGCCCAAGAUCUCGCCUACUCCGCCUACAAACCCGCCGCCGCUCAAAAGUGAAAAGAUUCUGAGAUGCCAUCCUCCUCAGGCCGAUGGUGACCGCUCAAGUUUCUUCCGUGGAGCCACCGCCGCGCGCAACCAAAGACUCGACCACACGGACCUCGCCUGGCCGCAGCCGUCCUGGUGCCAAAUACCUAAGAUUACGUCCAUUAUCGAUUAAUUUAUCGAGAUUAAUUUAUUUCUCUCUGUUGAUUUUCUCUUUGUCUUAAUUUAUUUUUCUACUGAUUAAUUUAUUUUAUUUAUUUGCAACUCGAUUUUUUUUUAUAAAAAAAAAGAAAAAUUCUUCCAAAA
This is a messenger RNA of Bemisia tabaci, 1279 nucleotides long. RefSeq lists its product as uncharacterized. Gene Ontology annotation, cellular component: membrane. The record is from RefSeq and is a predicted model, not a curated record. Lineage: Eukaryota; Metazoa; Arthropoda; Insecta; Hemiptera; Aleyrodidae.